GCCAAUGAUUUUUCCAGAAAAGAAUUUAGUUCUUUCACAACUUUCCUCCCAACAAUAUGUUCCUAUUCUAAAUCAAUCAUGCCUAAAGAGAAAGCUUCCAAGCGAAUCAACUGCGACAUCCGUUUCGACGACAAUCCCAAUGGAAUUUUCAAAGCCGGAGACUCGGCGUCUGGAUCGAUUAGUCUGACGUUGACUCAAGUGAAGAAGGUUAAAGGAAUAUGCUUAUUUAUAACUGGGUUUGCUGAAACCUUCUGGGACGAUAAGGUUCCGCAUGGCCCCAAAAACAAGAAAACUAAGGCUCACUUCAAAGGCCAUGAGGAUUUCAUAACGCAAAAGUCCUAUUUGGUUGGAUCGGAAACUGGAAGCCCGAUUGACCUUGUCACGGGUACUACGCAUUACUACUUCCGGUUCAAGGUUCCAUCAACGGCUCCCACCUCGUUGGAAGGAAAGUACGGUCAUGUAAGGUAUUUGGUGAAGGUCACUCUUGAACGACCUUGGAAGUAUGACCAGAACUUCCAAAUGCCGUUCACUGUGCUGGCUAAAACGGAUUUCGACGAAAGCAAUCCAAACCUUAAGAAUCCGGUGAAAAGGGAAGACCAGCUAAGAUUUUACUGUUGGAUUUGCAAAUCUGCACCGUUAAUGGUGAAGGCAUCGGUUCCCAAGUCCCUGUACGUUCCUGGUGAAUCAAUUGAAGUACAACUGGAAGUGAACAAUCUUAGCAAGGAGGACGUUUCCGAAAUCAUAGUAAAGUUUCAUAAAGUGAUCAAGUUCAUGAGCCAAGUCCAGGUGAUCGAAAGUACGCAGCUGUUUGCCGAAAGCAAACUGGUCAGAAAUGAGACGCUCGAAAUUCAGAAAACACUUCCGGUGGCCAGGCUAGCUAACGAAACUUUCCAGAAGCACUUCCUGGUGGGCCCGAUCACGCCGACCGAAGACCGACAUAGCAAGAUCAUCAAAAUCGGCUACGAGAUAGACAUACUGGUAAAGCCUAAACUAUCGACCCAGAGGAUACGCCUCACCAUUCCGAUUGUGGUCGGAUCCGUUGGAUUGAAGACGGAGGAAGUGCUGGAAAUUGCCAGAUCCUCGGGGGUCGCCAAGUUGGCGGAGGGCUUAAAUCGAGAUGAACCAUCCGCUCCACCGCCACCGUAUGCUGAAAAUGAGCCGAGUUUGUACCCGUUGGAUUCUUUGCAGAAGGCCUAUGAACGGGAAAGCAGCAGGGACGACUGAGAGCGGUG
Messenger RNA from Ochlerotatus camptorhynchus, 1232 nucleotides. RefSeq names its product arrestin domain-containing protein 3-like. The record is from RefSeq and is a predicted model, not a curated record. NCBI's taxonomy places the organism in Eukaryota, Metazoa, Arthropoda, Insecta, Diptera, Culicidae. Gene Ontology annotation, cellular component: cytoplasm. The transcript is spliced from 2 exons. Gene Ontology annotation, biological process: protein transport. The coding region runs from base 79 to 1224 and encodes 381 amino acids.